Lepisosteus oculatus (spotted gar) is the source of this 3613-nucleotide messenger RNA. RefSeq names its product transmembrane protein 106C (gene tmem106c). Lineage: Eukaryota; Metazoa; Chordata; Actinopteri; Semionotiformes; Lepisosteidae. The record is from RefSeq and is a predicted model, not a curated record.
CUGGAAUUUCUAGCGGCGCACAGGGCGAAAACAGCGGCUGCGGAACUGCGUUUCAUGUGCUGUGGACUGCUCGCUGGUGGUACCUGCGAGGAGCAAUAGGCCGAAGAGGAGUGGAGUAAAGGGGGAUGCGAGGUCGGAUCGUACCGGCUGACGGAGCAAAGCCGAUCACAACAGUAGCGAGUCUUCGGUAGAGCAGUCUGCAUGGUCGCUCGGCCAUGGGCGCCCACUGGUCGCACCGCAGCCGCGCCGCUGCUCUGACGGGGGGCAGGCGCAAGGGAAGGGAAGGCGGCGGCGGCGGCGGCGACGAAGACGACGACUCCCUGGACGGCCACGACAGGCAGGCGGACAUCGCCCAGUUCCCCUACGUGGAGUUCACCGGGAGGGACAGCAUCACCUGCCCCACCUGCCAGGGCACCGGCCGCAUCCCCUCGGAGCAGGUGAACGAGCUGGUGGCCCUAAUCCCCUACACAGACCGGAGGCUGCAGCCACAGAGAACGAAGCUGUAUGUGGUUCUCUCUGUGGUGGGCUGCUUCCUGGUCUCCUGCCUGGUGGCAUUCUUCCUCUUCCCCCGCUCGGUGGUGGUGAGCGACGAUGGCAUCAAGGAAGUGACGGUGUACUUCGACCGUAACCACAGCAAGAUCCUGAUGAAGAUGAUGAGCACUCUCAACUUCAGCAAUUCCAACUUCUUCACGGUGUCGGUGGACGCCGUGAGCAGCCAGGUGCUGUACAUGAAGACGGUGAUCGGGACCCAGCAGAUGGACCACGUGCUGCAAAUUCAGCCCCUCAGCCAGAGACAGGUGAACUUUACUGUAAAUAUGGAGAUCAGUGGCAGUCUCUCAUACGUCUACACGUUCUGCACCAUGGAGAGCAUCAAAGUCCACAACAUCGUGGUGUUUGUGCAGACCUCGGUGAAAACCUCCUACAUGGCCCGCGCUGCGCAGAACACGCUGGAGGCCUACCGCUACAUCGACUGCGGCAGCAACUCCACGGUGCAGCGCAGACCCCCCCUGUCCGGGUAGCCCUCUCCUCCCGCUCCCCGCGCUCCACACCGCAGGUUCCCGGAUUUAUCUCUUUAUUUUCCAGAGGGCUGCUCUUCUAUUUUUUUUUUAACGGAGGCCAAACAGGAAGGGACACAAACCGAACGGGGAGAGACGCCGCGGGAGGCGAGCGCGGGCCGGGCCACGCGGCUGCGCGGACGGGCCCGAGCGCGGGUGUGGAGGGGCCGGGGGAGUGGUGGUGGUGGUGGUCUUGGUUUUUAUUGGCUGCUUUUGCGAGUGCAGAAGGGAGGAUAUUGCACGCGGCCGAAGCAGGGCGUCCGAGAGAGCAGAGAGGUUCUGCUGCCCGCGGCGCGGCGGCAGGGAGGGAUCAGGUCCAGUAGGAGGCUGCGGCCACGUGGUGUUAAUGCACCACAGCGUCUGAUCGCGACAGGAGGGCAGCCCGGUCCUGCCCUGGUGCCCCCUUGAUUGUAGCCAGUGAGUUCACCAGUCACACUGGACUGGGCAGCAGGCUGCCUGGGAUAGCCUCGGCUGUGGUGUGGGGGCGCCGGCCGACUGGUGGCUUUCAGCACCAAGCCAGUUAUUGGGCCUUGGCGUCUUCUAAAUUCCUAAUCUCGGUCUGAGCGGAGCACUUUAAACUUCACGGAUUACUUGGCACUUAUUUUUUUCAUUAUAAAAAAAAGACAUGAAUGGGUUCAGAAAUCCCACCAUCUAAGCACAGGUCUUGUAUUCCGUUCCAAGGAGGGCCCAGUGCCUUCAGGUUUGUGCGAAACCAAAACCCGGUUACAGAGUUGGUCUCAUUAUUUGCAGUAUCUGCAGAAUUGUGGCACUUCUCAUCGGGCUCAGACGCGGAGUGGAUGUCUCAUGUCAUUACCCGCUGAAGAGAUUAAGAAAAAUCCCAAUUUGGAAGAUAUUUAGCUUAAUCAAGUAUUUGGGUUGCAACCAAAAAUGUAAGAGAAGGCCCUCCUGGAGCUAGUGUUUUAGAUGACACUCUCAGUGCACGUUAAUAUGGGAUGAAAGCCCGCACGCAUGUCCCACUGUCCUGGAAUGAGCUCUGGAUGCAGAAACCCCGACCCACCUGUCUGCAGUGCAUCUCAUGUCUUUUAACAGAAGGCUGUGUCAGCUGCCAGGCAUAACGGAGCCUGAUCUAGGACUCGCAGACUUUUGUUUUUCAUUAUUUGAAUAGAUUUCUUUGCCAGUCAAAGACAAAAAAUAUAUUUAGUAGGAAUUGCCUGUUUAUAUUUAUCUUUAUCAGCUUCAUUUUUAUUUUCUUUCUAAUGGUGCUCAGGAAUUGAGGGUUUUGUUCCUGGUGUUAUAAUUUGGGGACUGCGAAAUGUUUGUUGUUUUUUAAAUUUGCUUUUCAGUGCUAAAGGUUUCAGGUUUGCACCUUCUAGAUGUGGAGGGAAAGGUAUUUUCCUGGCAGGAUUCGGUGUCUUUGCAAUAAAAGGGAAGAGGACAUUUAUUACUUAAUGCACCACUGAGGUGAUUUCAGAUUGGUAAAAAGAUCUGUGGCCUGUCUGCUUUAGAGCACAGAUGGCCCCUCAGGGGCUGCAUGUCUUCUGGUUUUAAUUCUGGAUGUUGCUAAUGUUAAUAAUGCAGAACUUUUCAAAUUUGCUAAUGGGAAAACAUCAGUAAAAUAAAACCAGAAGGACUGGACUUACCCUUCUCUCUGGUCUAGAGCUGCCAGGCAUUUACAGUGUCGCAGACUCAUCAGGAGCGAAAGGCACGGAGCCCAGUUACCUGUCAGGCCCUGUUGGGUGUCAGGUGGGCUCCUCUGCUUUUCUCUGUUCAGUUUAGAACUAAAAAAAGAGCCAUUUUGAUUAUUAGCACUACUGUUUGAAGCACUCAACUGCGGCUCUCGGUGAUAUUGAGGAAGGCCUGAGAUUUGACAGGCUGGGCCUGUGGCCCAACUCCUGCGGUCACUUGCGGACCGUUCUUGCUCCGUGGGCUGCCUGGGCUCACUGCCCAGCCACGUAACUGAACAAGCCCGGAGCGUACAGAUGGACUCGGGCAACUUUUCGCCUCCUGGAGGCGCAGGGCCCUGCCACAGCCCAGGCCCCAACAGCGACUCGCAGACAAAGGCAGCGCCAAGCUGUCAGGGUCCCAUGAGCCCUCUGUUACUACGCCAAGCCAGUUCUUUAGAUGAGUGGACGGAUUGAAUGGUCUUCUUCCCAGGCCUUCAGCCACUUGAGGUGAAGUUAAUCUCGUCUGCUUGUUAGGGUAUCAACAAGGAAAAAGAUGCUCUUGAGUGCUUUGUGAUGCUUUUGGGCACUGCAACUUCAGUUAGAAAUUUCUUUUAAAACUUCGUCGUGCCCAAUCGUCUGAGGGAAGGGAGAGGCUGAAGGUGGAGUACGAACCCCAGGACUGCGGUGAAACUCCUGGCGUUCUGCAGGAGGCACCUGCUGGGCUGCACGCUGUAAGAGGCUCGCUUUUCUUCCAGCCCUGGUAUUGAUCCCUGGGCAUAAACUACUGAGCUUAACGUUAAUUUGAGAAUGGGCAUUCAUUUCUUUCUUAACUUGAUAGGCUGUUUGCUGUAAGGGUUUGAAAGAAUUUGCUGCUAAAAGUUCAUGCUUGGAUGUUUAUAAGUUUGCUCUAAAUAAAGAGGAUUCUUUUCUGUC